AUGAUAACACUCCUAAUUACAUACCUAAUUAAUCCUCUAGCCUAUAUCGUGCCCGUACUAUUAGCAGUCGCCUUCCUAACCCUAAUUGAACGCAAAGUACUAGGAUAUAUGCAACUACGUAAGGGCCCAAACGUAGUAGGACCCUACGGACUCCUACAACCAAUCGCAGACGGUGUCAAGCUAUUUAUUAAAGAACCCCUACGCCCUUCAACAUCCUCCCCUUUUCUAUUCCUAGCAACACCCAUAUUAGCUCUUACCCUAGCCCUUACUUUAUGAGCACCAAUACCCAUACCACAUUCAAUAACAGACCUAAAUCUAGGCAUAUUAUUUAUCUUAGCCCUUUCAAGCUUAGCAGUUUACUCUAUUCUAGGUUCAGGAUGAGCCUCUAAUUCAAAAUAUGCCUUAAUCGGGGCCCUACGAGCAGUUGCCCAAACCAUUUCCUAUGAAGUUAGUUUAGGACUAAUUCUGCUAUCAAUUAUCAUCUUCACAGGAGGGUUCACCCUUCAAAUACAUGAUACAACCCAAGAAGCAGUAUGACUGCUUAUUCCAGCCUGACCCCUAGCCGCCAUAUGAUACAUUUCCACUUUAGCAGAAACAAACCGAGCUCCUUUCGACCUCACAGAAGGAGAAUCAGAACUCGUCUCCGGCUUCAACGUAGAAUACGCCGGAGGCCCAUUUGCCCUUUUCUUCCUAGCCGAAUACGCUAACAUCUUACUAAUAAACACCCUCUCAACCAUCCUAUUUUUAGGCGCAACUCAUAAUAUUAUUAUACCAGAAAUCACCUCAAUCAACAUUAUAACAAAAGCUGCCCUACUCUCCAUACUAUUCUUAUGAGUUCGCGCAUCCUACCCCCGAUUCCGAUAUGAUCAAUUAAUACACCUCGUAUGAAAAAACUUCCUGCCCCUGACACUAGCCCUAAUUCUAUGACACAUUGCCCUGCCCAUUGCACUAACAGGCUUACCACCCCAACUGUAA
This is a messenger RNA of Tachysurus vachellii, 975 nucleotides long. The record is from the annotation of a RefSeq genome assembly. NCBI's taxonomy places the organism in Eukaryota, Metazoa, Chordata, Actinopteri, Siluriformes, Bagridae.